AGAUUUUCUUUUCUAAAAGGCUGCAGUCCCUCCCAAGGAGGGGACUGGCCAGCAGAUCUUCCAGGGAAACAGUUCGGUCAGGUCCUCUGAGUGUGCAUAAGCUCAGUCAGAGACAGGGAAAGCCAGAGGGAGAGGGGGAGAGGGGAUCUGUUGCAGGCAGGGGAAGGCGUGACCUGAAUGGAGAAUGCCAGCCAAUUCCAGAGACACACAGGGACCUCAGAACAAAGAUAAGGCAUCGCUGACACCACACCGGGGACUGGGACGAGCUCACAGACAAGUCCGGCAGAAGGGACCAAAGCCAGGAGCAUACAAGGCAGGAAAAUGAGGCGGCUCCUUCUCUACCAUGCUCUGUGGCUCGCCCUGUCGGAGAUUUCAGCCCAUACUGUGGAGCUAAAUGAAAUGUUUGGCCAGAUCCAGUCGCCUGGCUAUCCAGACUCCUAUCCGAGUGACUCUGAGGUGACUUGGAAUAUCACUGUCCCAGAGGGCUUUCGGAUCAAGCUUUACUUCAUGCACUUCAACUUGGAAUCCUCCUAUCUUUGUGAAUAUGACUAUGUGAAGGUAGAAACUGAAGACCAGGUGCUGGCCACCUUCUGUGGCAGGGAGACCACCGACACAGAGCAGACCCCCGGCCAGGAAGUGGUUCUUUCCCCUGGCUCCUUCAUGUCUGUCACUUUCCGGUCAGAUUUCUCCAAUGAGGAACGAUUCACAGGCUUUGAUGCCCACUACAUGGCUGUCGAUGUGGAUGAGUGCAGAGAGAGGGAAGAUGAAGAGCUGUCUUGUGACCACUAUUGCCACAACUACAUCGGCGGCUACUACUGCUCCUGCCGCUUUGGCUACAUCCUCCACACAGACAACAGGACCUGCCGAGUGGAGUGCAGUGGCAAUCUCUUUACCCAGAGGACAGGUACAAUCACCAGCCCCGAUUACCCCAACCCGUACCCCAAGAGCUCUGAAUGCUCCUACACCAUCGAUCUGGAAGAAGGCUUCAUGAUCAGCCUGCAGUUUGAGGACAUUUUUGACAUUGAAGACCAUCCUGAGGUGCCCUGUCCCUAUGACUACAUUAAGAUUAAAACUGGUCCAAAAGUCUGGGGGCCCUUCUGUGGAGAGAAAGCCCCGGAACCACUCAGCACCCAGAGCCACAGUAUCCAGAUCCUAUUCCGCAGCGACAACUCAGGGGAGAACCGAGGCUGGAGGCUCUCCUACAGGGCAGCAGGAAAUGAGUGCCCAAAGCUACAACCUCCUGCCUAUGGGAAAAUGGAGCCCUUGCAAGCCGUGUAUUCCUUCAAAGACCAAGUGCUCAUCAGUUGUGACACAGGCUACAAAGUGCUCAAGGAUAAUGAGGUAAUGGACACAUUCCAAAUCGAGUGUCUGAAGGACGGUACAUGGAGUAACAAGGUUCCUACCUGUAAAAUUGUAGACUGUGGAGUCCCAGCAGGGCUGAAACACGGGCUGGUGACCUUCUCCACACCAAACAACCUCACUACAUACCAAUCUGAAAUAAGAUACUCCUGCCAGCAGCCCUAUUACAAGAUGCUUCACAAUACCACAGGUGUAUAUAGGUGUUCUGCUCAUGGAGCCUGGACAAAUGAAGUGCUCAAGAGAAGCCUGCCCACCUGCCUUCCAGUGUGCGGGCAGCCCUCCCGCCCCCUGCCAAACCUGGUGAAGCGAAUUAUCGGAGGCCGGAACGCCGAGCUUGGCCUCUUCCCGUGGCAGGCCCUGAUAGUGGUGGAAGACACGUCGAGGGUACCGAACGACAAGUGGUUCGGGAGUGGGGCCCUGCUCUCUGAGUCCUGGAUACUCACGGCAGCCCACGUACUGCGCUCCCAGCGCAGAGACAACACAGUCAUGCCUGUCUCAAAGGAACAUGUCACUGUCUACCUGGGCCUACAUGAUGUGCGGGACAAGUCAGGAGCUGUCAAUAGCUCUGCCGCCCGAGUGGUGCUCCAUCCAGACUUUAACAUCCAGAAUUACAAUAAUGACAUCGCGCUGGUGCAGUUGCAGGAGCCUGUGCCCUUGGGGGCCCAUGUCAUGCCCAUCUGUCUACCGAGACCUGAGCCUCAAGGUCCAGGUCCCCACAUGUUGGGACUGGUGGCUGGCUGGGGCAUCUCCAAUCCCAAUAUGACAGUGGAUGAGAUCAUCAUCAGUGGCACACGCACGUUGUCAGAUGUCCUACAGUAUGUCAAAUUACCAGUGGUGUCACAUGCUGAAUGCAAAGCCAGCUACGAGUCUCGUUCAGGCAACUACAGUGUCACAGAGAACAUGUUCUGUGCUGGCUACUAUGAGGGUGGCAAGGAUACAUGCCUUGGGGACAGUGGCGGGGCCUUCAUCACCUUCGAUGAGUUGAGCCAGCACUGGGUAGCCCAAGGCCUGGUGUCCUGGGGAGGACCCGAAGAAUGUGGCAGCAAACAAGUCUAUGGAGUCUACACAAAGGUCUCCAACUAUGUGGACUGGGUAUGGGAGGAGAUGAACACCCCGAGGGGUGUCAGGGAGCUCCAGGUGGACCGGUGAAUGCUUGGCCUUCCUUGGGGCCUGCCUACCCUGCCCCAGCUCAAGCGAGGCUACACUACACACUGCCAACAGCGUACUCCAUGUUACUUAGCAGACCAAAUAAACUACAGCACACUGGCCUAGCUGG
Acomys russatus (golden spiny mouse) is the source of this 2635-nucleotide messenger RNA. RefSeq names its product MBL associated serine protease 1 (gene Masp1). Gene Ontology annotation, cellular component: extracellular region; blood microparticle. The record is from RefSeq and is a predicted model, not a curated record. Gene Ontology annotation, molecular function: calcium ion binding; serine-type endopeptidase activity. The transcript is spliced from 11 exons. Lineage: Eukaryota; Metazoa; Chordata; Mammalia; Rodentia; Muridae. Bases 322 to 2508 code for a protein of 728 amino acids. Gene Ontology annotation, biological process: zymogen activation; complement activation.